Gopherus flavomarginatus (Mexican gopher tortoise) is the source of this 2579-nucleotide messenger RNA. RefSeq names its product zinc finger protein 501-like. NCBI's taxonomy places the organism in Eukaryota, Metazoa, Chordata, Testudines, Testudinidae. The transcript has 5 exons. Gene Ontology annotation, biological process: regulation of cytokine production; negative regulation of transcription by RNA polymerase II; regulation of immune system process. The coding region runs from base 311 to 1756 and encodes 481 amino acids. The record is from RefSeq and is a predicted model, not a curated record.
CCCGGAGCCUUCCGGCUUCUCGGGGCCGGGCCGCUGCGCUGCGGGGGGAGCCUGAGCUCCGCGCUCUCUGGCCCGGCUGAUAUUGGGGUUGAGCUUCCUGGGUCAGACGCUGCUGCCUGAAUUGUGAUCUGGGAGCCCAGACUGAGCAGCUGCUGCUCCCCCCGUGGGGUCUGGGCUUGGGAGUGACUUGGAGCGAAGCUUCCUCUGUGCCCAGGCAAGGGGCCGGUGACCUUCGAGAAGGUGGUUGUGUAUUUCACCAGGGAAAAGGGGGCUCUUCUGGACCCAACUCAGAGAGCUCUACAGAGACGUCAUGCAGGAGAACUAUGAGAAUGUGACCUUGCUGGGGUUUCUAGUUUCCCAAUCUGAUGUGAUCUUCCAGGUCGAACAAAGGGAAGAGCCAUGGGUCCCAGACCUCCAGGGUUCAGAGGAAAGAGAGAUCGUGAGAGCUCCUCGCACAGCAGGUGAUGCAAUGAUAGGUGAUAAAGAGGAGCAGAAUUCUCAGCUGGAAAAUGUCGAGCAAGUGGAUAAACACAGAGCAUUAUUGCAAAGAUUGAAAAGGAAUGUGUCCAGGAGUCAUGAGCAGGAAAAAUCCUGUGAGAUUCGCCACAGACCAGAAAGAGAGCAGGGAAACCAGCCAGGGGAGAAAGUGGGUAAAUUAAUUUCAUGUGAAGGAACUCAGAAAGACCUCAAGGAAACCACAAGACAGCAGGAAAUCCUCAGGGGAAAGAGAAAAAAUACAUGCACUGAGAGUGGGAAAAACUUACGUCACUACUCAGCCCUUAUAAAGCAUCAGAGAAUCCACACAGGUAAGAAACCUUGUGAAUGCGGUGAGUGUGGGAAAACCUUCAGUCGCAUCUCAAACCUUAUUACUCAUCAGAGAAUCCACACAGGGGAGAGGCCAUAUAAAUGCUAUGAGUGUGGAAAAGCCUUCAAUCACAGUUCUCACCUUAUUACCCAUCAGAGAAUCCACACAGGGGAGCGGCCCUAUGAAUGCCGUGAGUGCGGGAAAACCUUCAAUCACAGUUCACACCUUCUUAGGCAUCAGAGAAUCCACACAGGAGAGAGACCUUAUGAAUGCCGUGAGUGUGGGAAAAGCUUCACUUGCACUUCAGACCUUUUUCAGCAUCAGAGAAUCCACACCGGAGAGAGGCCCUAUGAAUGCAAUGAGUGUGGGAAAAGCUUCACUACCAGCUCAGCCCUUUCUGAACAUCAGAGAAUCCACACAGGUGAGAGGCCCUAUAAAUGCUGUGAGUGUGGGGAAAGCUUCCCGAGGAGUUCAGCCCUUUCUGAGCAUCAGAAAAUCCACACCGGUGUGAGACCCUAUGAAUGCCGUGAGUGUGGGAAAACCUUCAAUCGUAUCUCCGUCUUUAGUAGGCAUCAGAGAAUCCACACAGGGGAGAGGCCUUAUGAAUGCAGUGAGUGUGGGAAAAACUUCACUCACAGAUCAGCCCUUUCUGAACAUCAGAACAUCCACACCGGUGUGAGACCGUAUGAAUGCACUGAAUGUCAGAAAACCUUCAAUCGCAGCUCGAACCUUAUUAGGCAUCAGACAGUCCACACAGGAGAGAGGCCCUAUAAAUGCAGUGAGUGUGGGAAAAGUUUCACUUGCACUUCAGACCUUUUUCAACAUCAGAGAAUCCACACAGGGGAGAGGCCCUAUGAAUGCAGUGAUUGUGGGAAAACCUUCUCUUGGCACUCAGCCCAUGUUAGGCAUCAGAGAAUCUGCAAGGGAGAUCAACGUUAUAAAAACCUCUAGGGCUAUCCGUACUUUUUUAUGUUAAUACUUUUCCUGAUUCCCACAUAGUAACUUUUAAAGCUGUUUUAACUGUUUGCAGCACCGUUAUCCCUCAGCUUGUCUGGAUGAAUGGCCCAUUUUUGCCAUUCCCCCUGUUUUGAAGUUGACGCAUUUGUCCUUUCUAUCAACUCCACUGUCCCUUGUGUAAUUCAAGUGUGCCCUUCCUAUCCGGAACCAGGGAGCAUCAUAUUACUUCUUUACAUCUUCCUACUUCGAAAGAUUAAAAAGUGUGAAAAGAGAAGUAUCUUUCCUCAUGAUGCAGACAUUCCCACAUAGGAGACCCCUUCCACCAACACACAUGGCAGAAGAUCCUGAGAUAUAUGAACUUACAGAAGUGUUUGGGACCUACGUUGGGACAAACCACAAUUUGAACCAAGGUUCAGUUGUUGGCAAUGGGCGUUAAAAGAAAACUAACAGAUAUGAUAAGAAUUUGUGAUCUUUGAAUAUGCUCUUGUUACCAAUGAAAAUGAAGAUAUAGGUGAAGUUAUUGGUUAAAGAGUAAGAGACUAAUUGUGUGAUAAUUUGAAUUAUUUUGGAAAACUGAAAGUUGUCUUACAGCAAAUGAUGGCUAAUCUUGAAAAGUUAAUUUGAUUUAAUUUACCCCCUGUAAUUUAAGGUGUUCUGGUAGAAAACCUCACUCUCAUGGUUGGGGUGGAAGAAUGUGUGUGAGAAUGAGUGUAUAAGAGAAUAUUGGCCCAGUAUCGACUUUAAUUUUUUGUAUUUGAAAUAAAAUUUAUUUUGCUUAGCUUUAAAAUCAAUUUCUAUUAAAAAGGAAAUUACUCAA